Lynx canadensis (Canada lynx) is the source of this 1275-nucleotide messenger RNA. Its product is annotated as protein ATP6V1FNB. Lineage: Eukaryota; Metazoa; Chordata; Mammalia; Carnivora; Felidae. The transcript is spliced from 2 exons. Bases 48 to 680 code for a protein of 210 amino acids. The record is from RefSeq and is a predicted model, not a curated record.
ACGGGGCAGAAUGUUUCCUCCCUCUCCUCUCCUUCCCCCUCACUGCCAUGAGAGAUCUGUGCACCACCCAGAACCAAGCCUGCUGGCAAGAGUGCAUCCAGAAGGAGGCCGCAGCCCGGGUCGCCUGGAAGAUCCACUAUGGCCACAAGUACCUAAAGGGGGGGCCCACGCCCAGGAAGCGGGUCCAGCGGGCCCCCUUCGGCUUAGCCUUGGCUGCCACCAGCUCCACUGAGAGCAAGGAGGUACAGGUCGGGUGGCCAGAGUCCAAGGGGGUCAGGGAUCAGCUGUCUGGGGGAGGGGGUGUCCAGGGCCCGUCGCCCAAGGGAAACAAAGUCUGGGAGGCCCAAAGAGCAACUCAAGGGCCGUCAGUCCAGCCCAAGCCAGAGGGCUUAGAAAUGAGGCAGGUUCCCCCCAGCACCCUGCAGUUGUUCUUCCAAGGCCUCUCUCACGAUGGCCAAGGCCGGGCCUUGUACCUCCGGGAGCGGCAUUGCCAGAAGCCUGAGGAGAAGUUUCUGUACCCGAUCCUGUCAUCCUGGGAGUACGGCUGGCACGUGGGGGACACAGGUGCCAUGAAGGACACCAGGGCUCCGACUUAUGCCAGGCGCCAGCCCAUCACAAAGACCUUUUACAUCAAAAGCGGCGUCUUCCAUUUUCCACGGCGAACAGACCAGCUAAUGUGAACUCACUGGGGGUUCAGAAACUGCUCCUGCCUCUUCCUAUCGUCUGUGUGGACCCUGCCGAGCAGAGAUGCCGCCAGCCCCAGCCACCCUCCCUCUGUUGUGUCCAGCCCUGUCUCCUGUUUACCCUGGGCACCCCUCCGGGAUUCACAGUGGCCCACCUGCUGCCUCUUGUAUGUCCUCAGAGAAUCAGCUCCUUGCAGAGCCCCCAAACCCUCCAUCACCAGCAACGUGUAGGGUGCUAGCUGCUCUCCUGGGGGAAACAGUGGGGUCUCCCGCAUGCUCCAGCAGCAGCAUGGUGGGGGUGGGGGGGCAGGGGAGGGGCUCGCUAAGAUCUUAUUAUGGUGCUAAGUGGAGGAGGGGACUCUCUCCCAGUCUUUACUUGCUCUUCAUUUUAUCAAAGGGACCCACAGCAGAAUUGCUUGGUCCCUGUGUAUCCCACAGUUUAGGGAAGAAGUGGUUUCCAUGUUGACUUGCUGUUUCUCUCACCACCCACCCCACAAAGAACCUGCAUGGGUCAGGUUUGCUUUGCUGCUGUAACAAACAGCCACUACAUCCCACUUGCUUUAACCAGUAAAGAUAUAUUUCUUACAACACA